AUGGCCACAGUAGUGGACGAGCAGGUGAUGGUUGAGGUGGUGGUGCCCGAGAUAGAGGUGAACACCAGUGGCAUUGACCACAGCUAUUGUGUCAGUGAUAAUGAAGAGUACAAACAACUGUUGCAUAAAUACAAUGUCUUGAGGUAUGACUUCUUGGAGUGUCAGUCGCUGUUGGACUCCAUUGAAGACAAACUCAUGGCUUUCAUCAAUGAAUGCAUUUGUGACUCAAUCAUCAAAACCGUUCAGAAGGAAGACAUCUUCAAACUGUUGGACAAAUUGCAUGCAAUCAAGAGGAAGGGUACGCACGAAGACAUACAUCCAAUCGGUGGUCACACUGUGGACACUAACCGCAAGACGUGUGAUACAAAUGAAUGCAAAGCCGAAGAUACUAAUGAAGACAGUGUCGAGAGUUGUGGUCAAACCUCGCCGUUGAUGGUACUGAACGCCAAGCAAACAUUGGUUCCCAUAAUCGGUGACCAAACGACUCGUUUAGUGAUAAUCGGGUCAAACGAGUCGACAACAGCCACGGCAUCAACUGAUGCCAAGAGUGUGACCACUGGACGUGUUUUAGACCAAUACCUAAAUAACGUGAACUAUAGCUACGAUUAUAUGCCGGGAGUCCCCAAACAGUUCCCGUGUCGUGAAUGCGGGCGAGUCUUCGCGUCCGGCAAACAACGGAAUAAUCACCAGAGGACUCAUCAAAAGCGUGAACAGCAUUACAUCCAUUGCCAGCACCUGUACUGCAAGAAGCGGUUCAUAUCGCCGGACGCCUUCAAGAAGCAUAUGGACAAACAUCUGGGCAUUGAGUCGACGGACAGCGGCAGUGGUGGCGCCCAAGCGGGCACUCCCGGCACUCCCGGCCCUCAAGAGGAGAGUUACUUCAAGCGUAAGAACAAGAAUAAGGAAUACCAGUGCGAAUGGCAUGACUGCGACCAGUGGUUCGCGUUGCCAUCGCUGCGCAAACAGCACUACAAUGCGGUGCACCUGAAGAUCGCGCGCCACAACUGUAUGAUCCCCGGCUGUAGCGCGCAGUUCGUCAAGAAGUACGACCUGGAGGUGCAUAUAGGCGUCGACCACGGCUUCAAGUUUUACAAAUGCUCGUGGAGUGGCUGUUCGCGACAGUUCUGGUCGCGUACACUACUGGCCAGACAUCACGCGCUGAUGCACCUGAAGAUCAAGAAAUUCAAAUGCGAUGAAUGCGACCAAUGCUUCUCCAACGGCGCCAAACUGGCGGCCCAUAAGUGCAGAGAACACAACGCCCUCAAGAGGUUUGCCUGCGAUUGGAGUGACUGUCACUUCUCGACGAAUGUCAACAAAUGUCUGGUCGAGCACAAGCGCACCCACACUGGCGAACGGCCCCAUCAGUGCCUGUGGCCC
Messenger RNA from Oppiella nova, 1377 nucleotides. The record is from the annotation of a GenBank genome assembly. Lineage: Eukaryota; Metazoa; Arthropoda; Arachnida; Sarcoptiformes; Oppiidae.